GUGGAGCUGCCUGAAUUCCAGUUGCUUGUCAAGUUGUACGUGCCGGCGAACUUGCUCAUCAAAAACAACCAGGUAUCGGUGAAGCAGUUGGCUGGGUACUUGCCUAUCUUGGUGGAUCAGCGGUUUCCGGAACUCAAUUUCGAAUUGCACAUCUUCCUUAGCUCGCUUGUGACUGCCUAUGUUCUGUCAUGGUACUGUACGAAGCUCAACACAGAAAACAUGGCUUUUGUUCUUGACGUCUACGAGACAUUAUGCAUGUUUAUCAAAGAUAUGUCCAGCCGCAUUCUGGCCCUUGUGGAGCUGCCGGCGCUUUUGGCUACCAUCAACCAGCUAGCCGAGAUUGUGGAUCAACAUAUUCGUGAUAAUCUCGUGGAGAACGGAAUCCCCAACUAUGCACUGGCUAUCCUCAAGCGACACGCGCAAAACAUACUCGAAGAGACUGAUCUCCCGAGUCUCAGGCAGAGAUAUUUGAGAGAGAAUCACAUUAUCUUCAAUCAUAAAUAUGGCUCUUCAGUGCAAGGGCAGAGGCCUCUUGAGGGAAAUCCUCUGCUCCAGUCUGCCAAUGGAAUAGACGCAGACCCAACAAUGCAGCAAACGUACCUCAAAGUGCUAGUAAAGAACAUUCUACGAACAGCAUUUUCUGGGUCUGGCCUGACAAAACAAAGUCCCGAAUCGUCAGUAAUAGUAUUUAACUUCUUGUCCGUGCUAAUCGCGGAUUUGGUUCUUGAGAAGCUUUUGGCUAAACUCUCUGCCCCUGACUUUCUUGUCUCCCAGUUGAUAGGCGGGGUGUCUGGAAAACUUCAUUCCAAGCUAAAUACGAAGGAAUCCCCAGAAUCCACUGUCCUGAUUGAGCUGCAUGCCCAUAUUACGAAAGCGUAUUACGAAAAAGCUUACGAUGACCUAAGCACUGCGUUGUCGGCAUUCCAACUGUGCUUGGCUACGCUGAAACCAAGUCUGACCAUCCUUUUCUCGCCCAUGAUUUCCUUGCUUGACGCAAUUACAGGGUUCAAAGACAAAUUUCCUAAUUUGACUUCGUUGUCGGGGCUUCUUCGAUCCGUUCUUUUUUCCAUUGGAGACCUAGCACUCAAGUUAGAGGUUUUUGCGCAGACCUACUUCAUGAAAAAAUUAAGAGCUUCCCUGUUGGUCGAAGAUGCAUUCUUGGCUCAUUUGGUUGAAUCACUUAGAUGCUCCUUGUUCGAUAAAGUUGGUGAUACCGUGACAGACAGCAAAAUGAAGACCCCCUUGGAAGUGCGUGACGAGAUUUUCGAUUUGCUACGGAGCCAAUUGAGUCGGAAAUUACCACUAAACAUCUCAAUACCUUGGUGUGUCUACACAAACCAGAGGGAAGCCGAGACCAAGAAGGGUAUCGAAGAUAUUCUACGGAUCUUCGCUCCGCUCGAUCAAACUGGGAAUGAAUAUUCCGGAAACAAGAGCGACAUGAAUUUGCUUCUAGUCAUAAAACUUUUCGACUGUGUUGUUCAGAACAUCUACCCAGAAUUGGCUUCUGAU
Molecule: messenger RNA, 1509 nt
Organism: Metschnikowia bicuspidata var. bicuspidata NRRL YB-4993
Lineage: Eukaryota; Fungi; Ascomycota; Pichiomycetes; Serinales; Metschnikowiaceae
Exons: 1
Source: RefSeq, a predicted model, not a curated record